Molecule: messenger RNA, 2568 nt
Organism: Myxozyma melibiosi
Lineage: Eukaryota; Fungi; Ascomycota; Lipomycetes; Lipomycetales; Lipomycetaceae
Product: fungal-specific transcription factor domain-containing protein
Exons: 6
Coding region: 37-2496 (819 amino acids)
Biological process (GO): DNA-templated transcription; regulation of DNA-templated transcription
Cellular component (GO): nucleus
Molecular function (GO): DNA binding; zinc ion binding; DNA-binding transcription factor activity, RNA polymerase II-specific
Source: RefSeq, a predicted model, not a curated record
GUUACAGCCUUUCGCUCAACAGAAGGCGGGCUAACAAUGGUCAACUCAUACAAACUGCAUCAAUUACAACCCAGUGAAGUUGAUGAAGGUGUCGACGAAGCGGAUGAUGGAACGGAAGGGAUAGAGGGACCAGCGUGUCUGGGAUGUCGGAAACGCAAAAGAAAGUGUUCGCGCACACAGCCAUGCUUUUACUGUACAAAGUUCAAUCUUGAAUGCGAGUAUGACGAAAUGAAGGCAAAGCCGAAGCUGAAGGCUGGCGUACUUCAGUCUCAUUCCGAGCGUCUAGAUAAUUUGGAGAAGCUGUUUCUUGGCCAAAGUAUUCUACUUAGACAACUUCUGGCACCGGCGCUCCAGAACAUCAACGAGCUGGCCACCAAUGUUGCUCCAGAUAUUAUUUCAACGGCAGUAUGCAACCUAGCCGACGACCCGUACGGACUACAGUUGAAAGGAUUCGAAGAGACUUUGCGAGGACUGCGAAAUGAUUUUGGCUUCUCGAACAGGAAGCCCAGCUCCUCCGAACAAGACCAUACAUCUCAGCAUCGCUCUGAGGACGACUUGACUCCAUUACUGUCAACAUUCCAUGGUACGCGGUCAUAUCUUCCUCCUGAAGAUUUGAUAUCUGACCUUGUGGAUCUGCAUUUUGAGUUUAUACAACCCUGGAUUCCAGUUCUCCAUCGAGAUACAUUUAAGGCAAAAGUUCGGAACAUUGCCGAGCGCCCACGUUUGGCCGUUAUUCUUCAUGCCAUAGUUGUUGCUGCUUCUCGAUUCUCAAAAGAUUGUCGUCUACGCAAUCGCAAAAUCAGGGAAAAGCUAUGCAACGCCUGUCGCCAGUAUGUGAUUCUGCAGAGUCUGGAGUCAUAUUCUGUUGAGAAUGUGCAAGCGGCAAUCAUAAUCGCGUUCGAUUCUAUUGGUGCAGGCCGGGGUCCAAAGAGCUGGGCAUUGGUUGAUUCGAUGACUAGAACGGUAGAGCACUUGCGUCUAUCAUUUGAAGAAGAUGAGGAGAAUACCAACUCGACUGGCGCUGAUGAUGAUAGACAGAGUACGCCAUCACCAAAUCAGAAGUUUAUGACUCGCAUGACAUUUCUUCGGAAAGCAGACACUUUCAUUGAACAGGAAGAACGACGAAGAGUAUUUUGGAACGUGUUUCUGCUGGACCGUUUUUGUUCUAUAUCAACCGGCUGGAAUCCAAGUUUGACAGCUGUUGAUGUUCGCAGGAGGCUACCAAUAAACGGAGAAUACUGGAGCGAUAAUAUUCCUCAUCACGGAGAAACCCCUAGUACAACCAAUGGCGACCGGUCUUCGUCGGUGGGAGGCUGUGGGGAUGAGCAUAGACCAUCUGCGAGAGAGGAUGAAGUUCAAAGUCUUGGAGGAUUCUCUUACUGCGUUGAAGCUUCAGAGUUUCUUUCUGCGGUUACGCAAUUUUUCUUGCAUCAGGAUGUACAUCCACAGUCUCUAGCCGAACUUCAGGAAUGGAUGAAUGGCUUCAAAGACCUUGAUUUGAGGUUAGCGCAGUGGAAGGCCAAUCUACCGGCCAGAUGGCGAGAAGUACGACUACAUCCGGAACCGAAACCAAAGUUCGAUCCGUUAAUGGACCAAAAUCUGACUCUGGCGCAUAUGACCCACAACACCUCGGUGAUUCUACUACAUCAAUUUGUAGCUUAUCCGGUUGCACAGUGGCAGUUAACAUCGAUGAUGCGAUCUUCGCAGCGAAGCUCUGCAGAUACAUGUCUUGCAGCGGCGAAGGAGAUUUGCAAUAUGACGUCACGGUAUUUGAACGCUAUGGAUGGGAUUGUAAACCCUCAGUUCGGCUUCUGCCUGUUUGUUUGCGGACGGAUGCUUUUAUGUCACUCUUCCUUCACAAACACUGAGCUGCUGCCAGAGUUUUCGUUGAUAAUUGAUGCACUAGGAGAACUUGCGCUAAGAUGGAGAGGUGAUUACUACGGCGUCGGAGAGAUGGAUAAUCUGUUUGCGCGUUUUCAAAGAAGUCUGAUCAGUGCGCGAACACAAAUGAGGGCGAAUGAGAACGAGAAGAUCGAUAUUCGCGCUCCUGUAUAUGCCGCUACUUCCACGCGAGAGAUGGAUCAAGCUAAGUCACUCCCACAGUCUCCGGCAACAUCGAAAUCCCAACAUUAUGCUACAAUGGCCACCUUUGAGCCAUCAAGUUCAUCACAGGGUAUCAAGCCAAAUAAUGAGAUGAGCAGCGAACGUUUGGCUCCAAACUCUACGUCGCCACCAUUGCCGAUAUCAUUUCAGGCCGAUCGUACAAUGCUGGCGCCCUUUUUGUCAGGUGACCUUCCAGUCUAUUCGCAGGUUAAUACCCGUGUUAAUUCACCUCUGGCGGCGUUUGGUUCAGAUACUGAGUUAGACGUGGUAGAUGCCGCCGGAAAUAAGCAAUCGGAAUCGAUUGGGUUUAAUAUUGAUGAUCUAGUUCCUUGGUUUGACGAUCCUCAGUUUUCGGAAUUAGAUCGUGUUUGGACGUUUGUGACGGCAGACUAGAUCCGAGGAUUUAGAGGAUGAAAGCAGUGAUGUCAUGGAAAGUUUCUAAACUGCAAUAGUUUUCAAAUGAGC